This is a messenger RNA of Penicillium cataractarum, 2256 nucleotides long. Its product is annotated as putative amino acid transporter. Bases 1 to 2256 code for a protein of 751 amino acids. NCBI's taxonomy places the organism in Eukaryota, Fungi, Ascomycota, Eurotiomycetes, Eurotiales, Aspergillaceae. The transcript has 2 exons. Gene Ontology annotation, biological process: amino acid transmembrane transport. Gene Ontology annotation, molecular function: amino acid transmembrane transporter activity. The record is from RefSeq and is a predicted model, not a curated record.
AUGGCAGAUAACGGUGAGGGCUCGUCACUGUUCCCGCCCCGAUCGGUGCCAAUUGCGACCUCGUCCAUUCGAUCCUCGUCACCGGCCCCGGAGAGCAGACAGGCGUCGAUAGCUCGUCUAGCCUCGCCAGUGCCUUCUGCAUCCUUUGGGACCUCCCUAUCGUCGCGACAAGGCAUCCCCACUGGCCGACCCAUCAGCACCGCCGCCGCCUCCAAUGCCGAACAGAACUUCCGGGCUGUUGACAAUAUGGCCUCCCUGCCAGGCCCGGGCCAGUCCAUGAUCGCAUCUCAGCUACAAGAAAGUCUCGGUCGGUCGCCUCCGAGAUUCGGUACUCCUUCGCGACUUGCGGGGUCGCCUUCGAUCCCGCCAACGCUCGACAGCCGACCCAUGGCCUCCCAGUACGGCUCAUUCGACACGAACAACAAUAACAACUACGCCCCCGACACUAACGGUGCAGGCGCAUAUGAGGAUCCGGAGGUCGUCAGGAGACAUUUGGUCCUCCCGCAAAACGUUUCUGAGAGUCGGGAGACCGGCUCCGAGCUUGGAACUAGCCAUGGCGACGAGGAAUUCUCCAGUCUGCAACUGCAGGGUGGUGAUAUCACCCGUCAGGUCUACCGGUGGGCGGAGGACGCCGAUACCGCGCGAUUUGCUCGCAGCAAGAGUUUCAGCAUCAGCCGACCCGCCCCCGAGGCCGAGACCGAAGAUAUCCACACAAUCCAGGUGCCAGGUGGGUUCCGAAGAGACUUUCUGCGGAGAACUGCGGGGAGCCCACACCGUGGGAGUGUGCAUGGGUCAAACGCCGGCGCUGCACCCGCACAACCUCAGCUGCCAACCUCGAGUUUCUUGGAGUUCUUGACGCUGUAUGGUCACUUUGCUGGAGAAGAGUUGGAAGAAGAUGAUGAGGUUUUGGGGCCUGAUGAGUACUUUUCAUCUGACACCUGGGAUGAGCCCGAUGAGGCCAGAGAGUCUGGUGAGGAUGCGGCGCUGCUUCGAGGAGGCGGUGCUGGCCGGAAAAAGCGAAAGCAUAAGCAGCGUGCGCCGCCCGGAAACACGACCACCACUGGUGCUGUCAUGCUGCUGCUCAAGUCUUUUGUCGGAACGGGAAUUCUGUUCCUACCCCGUGCUUUCUUGAACGGUGGAAUGUUGUUCAGCAGCAUGGUCCUUCUAGGUGUCUCGAUUCUGAGUUACUACGCCUUCAUCCUGCUGGUCAACACCCGCAUGCGGAUUGAAGGCUCCUUUGGUGAUAUUGGUGGGAUCUUGUAUGGAAAACAUAUGAGGCGGAUCAUCCUUGGCUCAAUUGUUCUGAGCCAAUUGGGUUUCGUGUCUGCCUAUAUCGUGUUCGUGUCACAGAACCUCCAGGCCUUUGUGCUCGCGGUGAGCAAGUGCAAGAGCUUCAUCGACAUCAAGUACCUAGUGUUACUGCAGCUGGUCAUCUUCCUGCCCCUCUCUCUGAUUCGUGAUAUCGGCAAGCUUGGCUUUACUGCGCUGAUUGCCGACGCCUUUAUUCUCCUGGGGCUGCUGUAUAUCUACUACUAUGAUGCUCGCACUUUGAUCGGCAAUGGUGGUAUCUCAGACAUCAAGGCCUUCAACCCGUCGACUUGGUCCAUGUUCAUCGGCACGGCUAUCUUCACCUACGAGGGUGUCGGUCUGAUCAUUCCCAUUCAGGAGUCGAUGAAGCAGCCACGACGCUUCCCCGGUGUCCUAGCUGGUGUCAUGGUCGUCAUCACUCUGAUCUUCCUGUCCGCGGGUGCUCUGAGCUAUGCCGCUUAUGGAUCCUCCACCAAGACCGUCAUUCUCCUCAACCUCCCCCAGGACGACAAGUUCGUCAACGUGGUCCAGCUCCUUUACUCGCUCGCCAUCCUGCUCAGCACACCACUCCAACUCUUCCCCGCCAUUCGUAUCUUGGAGAACGAGUUGUUCACUCGCAGCGGCAAGUACAACCCUUACAUCAAGUGGAAGAAGAACGCUUUCCGUUUCUUCUUGGUGUUCGUCUGCGCUUUUGUCGCCUGGGGUGGUGCCGCCGAUCUGGACAAAUUUGUUGCUCUGGUGGGCAGCUUCGCCUGCGUCCCGCUGAUCUACGUUUACCCGCCCCUCCUGCAUCUCCGUGCAUGCGCCCAAUCAAAACGCCAGGCUAUUUCCGAUAUUACUCUCGCCACUCUUGGAGUAGUCUGUUGCAUUUAUACUACUGCACUGACUCUCCAAAACUGGGUUGGCGCCGAUGUCCCUCAAAGCCCUGGAUACUGCGAUUCGCAAUAA